UCCUAGGUAGCGUAAAAAUGGUGGAAGCAGAUCGUCCCGGAAAGCUGUUCAUUGGUGGGCUGAAUACAGAGACGAAUGAGAAGGCUCUUGAAUCUAUCUUUGGCAAAUAUGGUCGCAUAGUAGAAGUUCUUCUCAUGAAAGAUCGUGAAACCAAUAAGUCAAGAGGAUUUGCUUUUGUUACCUUCGAGAGCCCUGCGGAUGCCAAGGAUGCUGCCAGAGAUAUGAAUGGAAAGUCUUUAGACGGAAAAUCCAUUAAAGUGGAACAGGCCACUAAACCAUCCUUUGAAACCGGUAGACGUGGUCCCCCACCCCCUCCAAGGAGCAGAGGCCCCCCCAGAGGUCUUAGAGGUGGAAGAGGUGGCAGUGGAACACGGGGUCCUCCUUCAAGAGGAAGCCAUUUGGGUUCUUCUAGGGGCCCUCUUCCAAUGAAGAGAGGUCCACCUCCACGCAGUGGGGGCCCACCACCUAAAAGACCUGCUCCUUCAGGACCUGUACGUAGCAGCAGUGGAAUGGGAGGCAGAGCACCCCUGUCACGUGGCAGAGACAGCUAUGGCCCACCUCGUAGAGAACCACUACCAUCACGAAGAGAUGUCUACUUGUCUCCAAGAGAUGAUGGUUACAGCACUAAAGACAGUUAUUCAAGUCGAGAUUAUCCAAGUUCCAGAGACGCAAGGGAUUAUGCGCCACCUCCACGAGAUUAUGCCUACCGUGAUUAUGGUCAUUCUAGUUCACGUGAUGAGUACCCCUCAAGAGGUUACAGUUAUUCCUCUUACAGUGACCGCGAUGGCUACGGAGGGCGUGACCGGGACUACUCGGAUCACCCAAGUGGAGGCUCUUACAGAGAUUCAUAUGAGAGUUAUGGUAACUCACGUAGUGCUCCACCUGCACGAGGCCCCCCUCCAUCUUAUGGUGGAAGCAGUCGCUAUGACGAUUACGGGAGCACCCGAGAUGGGUAUGGUGGAAGUCGAGACAGUUACUCAAGCAGCAGAAGUGAUGUCUACUCAAGUGGCCGUGAUCGUGUUGGAAGACAAGACAGAGGCCUGCCCCCUUCUAUGGAAAGGGGCUAUCCGCCUCCACGGGAUUCAUACAGCAGCUCAAGCCGCGGAGCACCCAGAGGUGGCGGCCGUGGAGGAAGUCGCUCUGAUAGAGGUGGAGGCCGAAGCAGAUACUAAACCUUUUAAACUAUUGGACCAAAUCAGUUUUUUCCUCAAACAAACGGAAUGUGGAAGUUCUAUCUUCACUCCCAGAGGACUACUGAAAAGUUGUUUUUACUUUUUUAUUGUUGCCUGUUAAGUUCCCCUCCAUGACUUAUGUUUUUUGUGAGGAAAAAGUAAACACUUGUUGUUUCAUUUCAAAAUUGUUAAUAUUCUCUCAAAAAGCGGAUGUUAAUGUAUGACAUUUGAGCCUGUAUUACUAGUGUUGUAACUUUCACAGUAAACGUUAACCCUAAAA
Messenger RNA from Euleptes europaea (tarantolino), 1452 nucleotides. It is a transcript of the gene RBMX, whose product is annotated as RNA binding motif protein X-linked. NCBI's taxonomy places the organism in Eukaryota, Metazoa, Chordata, Lepidosauria, Squamata, Sphaerodactylidae. Gene Ontology annotation, cellular component: spliceosomal complex. Bases 18 to 1172 code for a protein of 384 amino acids. The record is from RefSeq and is a predicted model, not a curated record. Gene Ontology annotation, molecular function: RNA binding. Gene Ontology annotation, biological process: positive regulation of mRNA splicing, via spliceosome. The transcript is spliced from 8 exons.